Molecule: messenger RNA, 588 nt
Organism: Parathielavia appendiculata
Lineage: Eukaryota; Fungi; Ascomycota; Sordariomycetes; Sordariales; Chaetomiaceae
Exons: 2
Coding region: 1-588 (195 amino acids)
Source: RefSeq, a predicted model, not a curated record
AUGAGCCGAAGAUCCACAACGACACCCAACGGCUCAGUCUCCGCCGGCUCCGCCACGACGUCCACCCCCUCCACCGCCACGGACAACCAACUUCUUUUCCCGCCCACCCUCCCGCCGCUCCGACAAGUCCUCGUCCUCCUGUCGGCAGGAGCCCCAGAAGCCCUCCUCUCCGUCCCCAUAGACGCGCCCCCGACGCUUGCCUUGUGGCCGCCGCUUUGGAUCCCUCCUCCCGGCGUGCCCGUCCCCGACCCGCCGCUGUUGUCCCACUGGCAGCCCCCCGUCCCCCCGGCAAACACAGUCGUCAACCGCCUCCCGCGGGCACUAGAGCCCUCGGCAACGGUCUACGAGGACCUCCACUCUGGGCAGGGGCCGGAUGCGCGGCGGCGACGGCUCCCGCCCUGGGCGGCGGGUGGGCCCCUCCCGCAGCCGGUCGACCAGAACCGCCGCGAUGUCCUCCGUCAGCCGGGGCCCACCGCCCCAAGUGUUAGCAAUAUCGACAACCAUCCGCUGGGGAAGAAGCAGGGAGUAAAGGACGGGAAGCGGCACGAUGUGCCUUGCCUGACAAGUUCAUGCAAUGCUUGGGGCUAG